Zonotrichia leucophrys gambelii is the source of this 4825-nucleotide messenger RNA. RefSeq names its product Fas apoptotic inhibitory molecule 2 (gene FAIM2). The coding region runs from base 343 to 1278 and encodes 311 amino acids. The transcript is spliced from 12 exons. Gene Ontology annotation, cellular component: Golgi apparatus; endoplasmic reticulum. Lineage: Eukaryota; Metazoa; Chordata; Aves; Passeriformes; Passerellidae. Gene Ontology annotation, biological process: negative regulation of apoptotic signaling pathway. The record is from RefSeq and is a predicted model, not a curated record.
CCCCCAUCCCGACCCUCUCUUCAUCCCUCUCCCAUCCUGAUCCUCUCUCCAUCCCGACCCUCUCCCCAUCCCAAUCCUCUCUCCAUCCCAUCCCUCUCCCCAUCCCUUUCCAUCCCUCCCUGUCUCCCCGCCCGUCUCCCCUGCUCUCCGGGCUGGCAGUGGUACAUCCCUCCCUCCCUGCCUCCCUCCCUCCCUGCCCGCAUUGCCCGCUGCUCGGGGACGCUGCUGGCAGCGCUGCGGGGGCUGCGGCGGCCGCGUCCGGCCCCACACCCGCGGGACAAGGGCUGGAAGCGCCCCCAGGUCCAUCCCCAUCCCGAUCCGAGCCCGGGGCAGGCAGCAGCCAUGACCCAGGGGAAGCUCUCCGUGAACAGCAAACCCCCCAGCUCUGAGGGGCAGGGGGACAAGAAGGACAAUGCCACAGCCCCCCCGGCGCCCCCGUCCUACGAGGAGGCCACGGCGGGAGAAGGGAUCAAAGCCGGGGCUUUCCCUGCCCCGCCCGCUGCCCCGCUCCACCCCAGCUGGGCAUACGUGGAUCCCAGCAGCAGCCCCAGCUAUGGCAGCGGAGGGUACCCGGGGGACACGGAGCUGCUCACCACCUUCAGCUGGGAUGACCGCAACGUGCGCAGGGUGUUCAUCAGGAAGGUGUAUGCCAUCCUGAUGGUCCAGCUCCUGGUCACCGUGGUCAUCGUGGCUUUCUUCACCUUCUGUGAACCUGUCAAGGGCUACAUCCAGACCCACUCUGCCUGGUACUGGGCUUCCUACGCCGUUUUCUUCGUCACCUACCUGAUCCUCGCCUGCUGCUCUGGGCCCAGGAGAUACUUCCCAUGGAACCUGAUCCUGCUCAGCAUCUUUACCCUGUCCAUGGCCUAUCUCACUGCCAUGCUCUCCAGCUACUACAACACCAAGUCGGUGCUGCUGUGCCUGGGGAUCACGGCCCUGGUCUGUCUGUCUGUCACCAUCUUCAGCUUCCAGAGCAAGUUCGACUUCACCUCGUACCAGGGCGUUCUCUUCGUGCUGCUCAUGGUGCUGUUCCUGGGGGGGCUGGUCCUGGCUGUCAUCCUGCCCUACCAAUACGUCCCGUGGCUCCACGCGAUCUACGCUCUGCUCGGGGCUGGGAUCUUCACCAUGUUCCUGGCCCUGGACACGCAGAUGCUGAUGGGGAACCGCCGCUACUCGCUGAGCCCCGAGGAAUACAUCUUUGGAGCCCUCAACAUCUACCUGGACAUCAUCUACAUCUUCUCCUUCUUCCUGCAGUUCUUUGGCUCCAGCCAGGAGUGAGGGUAGCGGGGCAGGAUGCUCCCCGUGCUGGCAGAUGUGAGGGGUUAGAUGGAAAAGCAGAGGUGAAAGGGUUCAAACCCGCCAGCCUGACCCAAUCCCUCCCUUUCUGGUCCAUCUGAGGGGCCCCAGGCCCCUCCUGCAGCUUUGUACAUUUGCUGCCAGGCCUUUGUGACCCAGAGAGCAAAGCAGGGCUUCAGUGUCGUGUCCCUUCUGCUCCCCCCAGUCCCGCCCAGCCCAGUCCAGAGGCUGGGGCAGAGACUGGGACCUUCCCAGCCCCAGGGGCUGCUGGAGGUGCCCUCUGAGUGCUGCCCAUCACGGGGUGAGAGCUGUGACCAAACAGCAGAGAGGGCAGCAGAGACGGGAGUUUGGUGAGAUCCUGGCAGGAAAAGCCUUGGGGAAUCCCGGCAUUGCCCUGUUCCCCACAAUCCAUUGGAGCUCGGUGGCCUCUGUGCUAUUCCUGGUGACUCCUGCUGUUGGAAAGGUGGAGUGUGGGAUCACGUAGCUGGAUUUCAGUGCUCCAGGCACAGGGAACCUGUUUGUUCAGGACGUGCAGCUCUCUGAGGUCAUCCCUGGUGCCACUGCAGGGAAAAUUCCCCUGGAUCCCUUGCAUCUGACUGAGUGCCCUUCCCUUCCCUUCCCUUCCCUUCCCUUCCCUUCCCUUCCCUUCCCUUCCCUUCCCUUCCCUUCCCUUCCCUUCCCUUCCCUUCCCUUCCCUUCCUUCCCUUCCCUUCCCUUCCCUUCCCUUCCCUUCCCUUCCCUUCCCUUCCCUUCCCUUCCCUUCCCUUCCCUUCCCUUCCCUUCCCUUCCCUUCCCUUCCCUUCCCUUCCCUUCCCUUCCCUUCCCUUCCCUUCCCUUCCCUUCCCUUCCCUUCCCUUCCCUUCCCUUCCCUUCCCUUCCCUUCCCUGAUCCAUGGCUCCCCCCCAGGGGACUGUGCUGGUUCUUUUUGGACUGUGGCUCCUCACAGGGGGAUUUGGGAUCCCAGGGAAGGAACAUUUCAGGAGAGGGCAGAGAAGAGCUGGAGGAGGCUGAGUUUCCAUGCUGGGAAAUGCCAUUCCAUGUGUGACCAACCCUGAGGCUGUGACACCCUCACAGAGCCGUCCUGCUUGCUCCAAAUUUGGGUUCCUAAGGGGUUCUUUGUAGGAGCUGAGGCCAUUGGAGCAGCAAUGUCCCUCUCCCUGGCUGUUCUCCAUUUCUCCUCUCCCAAAGGGGAAUGUCAGCGCGGGCUCUGGAUGUGCUCAGGUAAAUUUCCACAGUCCCGCUCACAUUCCCUGUCCGGGGCUCAGCUGGCUGAUCUGGGGCUGUAAAGCUCCCCAGGGAGAUAAGGGCCCUUUUGCUCUCAUUCCAAGAGUGAUCCGUGCUGCAGAUAGGAGCUGGUAUCUCCCAUCUCGCUGGGAAUGCCGCGAGUGCUGCGUCAGGAGCUGCCUCCAGCAAUUCCUGCUGCACAGGGGCUCUGCCAGAGCGCUGGAACGUUCCUGCUCCUUCUGCCCUGGCUUUUACCCCACACGUGCUGUCCUCCUGCCCCACGUGCCCAGGGAAAGUUACUGGGCAGGGAAUGGAAACGCUCUGGCCCCUCUGCGCUGCAGUGAUGGGCAGAAGUGAUGCCUUCCCCUUGUCUUCCUUCCUUCUAAAACAACCCCCCCCAAAAAAACCCCAACCAGAACAAAAAUCCCCAGUCAGACACAAAAAAACCCAAUUAGACAAAAAAAAAACCCCAGACAGACAUAAGAAACUCCAACCAGACCAAAAAAUCUCAACCAGAUCAAAAAACCCCCAACCUGACCAAAAAAACCCAGUCAGACCAAAAAAUUCUCAUCCAGAUCAAAAAAGCCCCAGUCAGACACAAAAAACCCCAACCAGACAAGAAAACCCCAGUCAGACCAAAAGACUCCAACCAGACCAAAAAAUCUCAUCCAGAUAAAAAAAAAAGCAACCCAACCAGACCAAAAAAUCUCAGCCAGAUCAAAGAAACCCCAACCAGACCAAAAAACCCAGUCAGACACAAAAAACCCCCACAGACCAAAAGCCCCACAACCAAACCAGAAAAUCUCUGACCGGGCAAAAAAAUCCCCAACCAGACCAAAAAAUCUCAACCAGAUCAACAAGCCCCCAACUAGACCAAAAAAUCUCAUCCAGAUAAAAAAGACACAACCAGACAAAAAACCCCAGUCAGACAUAAAAACCCCCAACCAGACAAAAGCCCCAGAACCAGGCCAAAAAAUUCUCAUCCACAUCAAAAACCCCAGUCAGACACAAAAAAAACCCAACCAGACACAAACCCCCCAACCAGAUACAAAAAGUUUCAUCCAGAUUAAAAAAAAAAACCAACCAGACCAAAAAAAUCUCAAUCAGAUCAAAACCAACAGACAAAAACCCGUCAGACCAUAACCAACCAACAAAAAACCUCAUCCAGAUAAAAAAAAAAAAAAACAAAAUAAGAAAACCAACCAGACAAAAAAGACCCAGUCAGACUCAAAAAACACCAGAUCAAAAUCUCAACCAGACCAAAAAAAUCCCAGUCAGACCAAAAAAUCCCAACCAGACAAAAAAAACAAAACAAAAAAAAAAACAACAAAAAAAAAACCCCACCAAACAAACCAACAGACAAAAAAACCCCAACCAGACCAAAACCGCCAAGCAAAACUGAAUUCUUUUUGGGAUGAAGGACAGCACGAGGUGAUGGCAGCAGGGAGUUCAUGCCCUGCUGGUUCCUGCUGAGGAGACCCAAACCCUUGGAUUGCUGAGCAGGCAGGGCUGGGAAUGGCACGGGAGGAACCCUAAAAAUGGAUGGAAUUGGAGUUCCAGGAGGGAAUUUCCCAGCCCUCAGCAGCCUUUCCUUGUUCACAGUGAUUUCCUGUAGGGAUUUGUGCUUUCCAGGCUUGGAGGGAGGAGUGUGGAGCUCCAUGAUGAGCUCUGGCUCUGAAAUAGUCCCAAAACUCCUCCAAAAUGCCCUGCUGGGAGCUGGGGAGGAACACAGGGACCUGCAGCCCCCUCUGGAAUUGUUCUUGUUCCUUCUGCUGUGGAGAAACUUUGCUGCUGCAUCCUGGCUUUGCUGCUGAUAUAUCCUGGCUUUGCUGCUGAUAUAUCCUGGCUUUCUGCAGAUAUAUCCUGGAUUUCCUGCUGAUAUAUCCUGGAUUUCCUGCUGAUAUAUCCUGGCUUUCCUGCUGGUAUAUCCUGGCUUUGCUGCUGGUAUAUCCUGGCUUUUCUGCUCCUGUUGGGAACACCUGGCAUGACCCCGCUCCAGGCACCUGGCUGGGAGGGAUUUCUUCCCUCCUGCAUCCCUUGCACAAUUCCUGGCCCGUUUUCCACGCCAGUCCUGGUGGAUGCUGAGCACUGUCCUGCUCGUGGAGCUGGAGCUCCUCAGGAGGGUGAGGGAUGCAGGAUUUGGGGUGGGAUAUGGAGGCUGCUCCCCCUCCUCCUGUGUCCUCCACCCCAAGUCCUCAUCCAGCUCCAAAUCCCAAACCUUUGGAGAGGUCGUUCCUGUGAUUUCACUGUAAAUAGGAUUUUGUAUCUUCUCUGACUAUUGCUAAUAAAUGGUUGCAAAACUCUU